Molecule: messenger RNA, 2596 nt
Organism: Pocillopora damicornis (cauliflower coral)
Lineage: Eukaryota; Metazoa; Cnidaria; Anthozoa; Scleractinia; Pocilloporidae
Product: cationic amino acid transporter 3
Biological process (GO): amino acid transport; transmembrane transport
Cellular component (GO): plasma membrane
Molecular function (GO): amino acid transmembrane transporter activity
Source: RefSeq, a predicted model, not a curated record
UAAGAAAUAACUAAACAAGUUUCUUGUAAAAACCGAAUCAGGGGAAAGCGAAAACAAAAAAAAUUCAAAACUUCUACUUGGAAUACUCGUAAAAGUGGAUGGUUCAGUUUAUAAUUAGAUUUUCGUUGUCUCAUCACUAUUCUUAGAACUAGAAGAUUCCAAUUGCCUCGACGCGAAAUAAUUUUUCAAUCCUCAAAACAAUUCAGACCCAUCAAAGCCUAAUAAGAUUUUUCAGAUAGACACGGCAACAUGGCAGAAAAAUGUGUGCGACUCCAAACGAGCGUUUACCAUGUUACCAGAACAAUCCUGAACGCCUCCGCACUCGACAAAAAAUAAUAUUAUUUCAUGCUUGAAUGCCGACUGUUUAUGGUCGAGCGCGUCCAAAGUCAAUAUUCAAAUGAGCGGCGUACAACUAGAAAAAAACAAGAUUGCUGGACUGUAUACGCUUGGGGUGCGCGCCUUCGCAUCGCAUUGAAAUUUUUAUUUACAAGAAUUCCAUCCACAACGCGGUCGCGAUGUAUGGUUAUAAAUUCAUUGAAAGCUUGACCAGAAGGAAAACUGAUGAUUUUGCUCAGAGUGACACACCCUUUAAGCGUUGUAUGAACGUGUUUGAUCUGACAGCUCUCGGUAUCGGUGGCUUGAUAGACGCAGGGCUAUAUGUUGUAAUCGGUCAGCUUGCGCACUCGGUUGCGGGUCCAGCCGUCAUCGUGUCCUUCCUAAUUGCGGCUGUAGCUUCCCUCCUGGCCGGUAUGAAUUAUGCGGAGUUUUCGUCCAGAGUAAGCCGCUCCGGUUCUGGCUACAUCUACACGUACGUUGGCAUGGGAGAGAUCUGGGCCUUCGUGACCGGCUGGUGUAUGAUUACCGAGUAUGUUCUGUCCGCCGCGUCCCUGGCAUCGGCCUGUAGCGAGUACAUUAAUUUUCUCUCCAAUGGUUCUGUGUACAAAUUCUUCGAGGAUUCAUUCGGCCUUUGGCAAGCGCCGGCGCUUUCAGAGCUUCCCGAUCUUUUAGCCUUUACGUUAGUUUUUUUAGCGACAAUGAUAAUCUGCCUGGGGGUGAAAGAGUCCAAAACCAUACUGGACGUGACAGUCUUUGCCAACCUGCUCAUAGCAACUUUCGUUAUCUUUGCCGGGGCCUACCAUGCCAAUGCUUACAACUGGUCCACUUUGGAGAAGUUUGCGCCGUACGGCUGGACAGGUAUAUUUAAAGCUGCCUCUAGCUGCUUCUAUUGCUUCAUAGGCUUCGAUACUAUACCAAGUGCGAGCGAGGAAGCUGUCAACCCCAAGGUGUCUGUACCACUGGCUAUUCUUCUGUCUUUGGGAAUAAGCCUGUUUGUUUACAUCGGAGUCAUCGUAGUUCUGACCAUGAUGGUUCCUUAUUAUCAGUUAAAGGACCUUGCACCCGUCGCCGCCGCCUUCGCCAAACGUGGAUUUGCUGCAUCAACGUACAUCGUUUCCGUUGGCGCCUUAUGCGCGAUGCUGAGUAGUUUGCUGGCAGCGUGUUUCGCGACACCGCGUCUGAUUUACGCUGUUGCGUAUGACGGUCUCAUUUUUGGUUGCUUCACUAAAAUAAACAAGGACAGACAGGUUCCAUUGCGAGCUGUGGCUGUCAGUGGAGUUCUGAGCGCGCUGCUUGCGUUUCUGUUUAACAUGCAACAGUUAGUGGAGAUGAUGGCCAUUAUGACCCUUAUAACUUACACCAUGGUGUCUAUAUCAGUGAUACUUACUCGCUACCAAAAAAAUCCCCAGUGGGUAUGCUAUGAAGAGCAGUUAUUGGAACGAACGCAAUCUUGGCUUCGAACGUUACUGAAGAAGAGAAGGAGAGGAAAGAAUGUCAACUACAAGAAACUUCCGCUGUCCGAGAGUGACAGUGUCACGACAACCUGUCACGCUAGUCCAAGCGAGUGCUCUAACACCAUAGUGAAUGUCACGGUAUUCGUCAUGAUUCUAUCCAUGUUUGCCGUUUGCGUAUAUCUCAGAACUUGGAUGACUAACUCAGAGAAUAUUGAUGCUUUCACGAUCUUCCCCGUGGCGCUUUACUCGUCCAUCACAAUAGCCUGUCUUAUAGUUCUUCUAUUUCAGCCCCGGAACAGUGCUACUUUUUCGUUUAUGGUUCCAUGUGUUCCUCUUCUUCCAUCACUCAGUAUAUUUAUAAACACGUUUUUGAUGACACUGUUUCAAACACACACCUACAUAAAAUGUACAAUUUGGAUAACCAUAGGAAUGUUUGUGUAUUUUUUGUAUGGAUAUCACAACAGUAUUGAGGGAAAGAGGCCCAAAAGUGUAGAACUGGAAUUUGAACCAUUACCUAGUAUACCAGUUACACAAACAGAUGCCAACCUUCCCUUGAAAAAGAGAAAUGGCGACAAAUGAAGAGAAUAUAAAGAAGACAGUUGAGACUUCCAAGACAUUCCUACAAGCUUUGAAUAAAACAGCUGGAGUAGAUAGAGAACUGCUGGUCUUAACUUUUCUGCUUUUUUAAAAUUUUCUUUGUGUGACAUAUUAGUUGAUAACUGAAGUGAAAUUUCUUUAACCCUUUAAAUCUCAAGAUCUGAUAGUUAAUUCUCCCCUCCACCUGCUACACAUUUCCUUUUAAAUUA